Messenger RNA from Labrus bergylta (ballan wrasse), 894 nucleotides. Its product is annotated as trace amine-associated receptor 1-like. Lineage: Eukaryota; Metazoa; Chordata; Actinopteri; Labriformes; Labridae. Gene Ontology annotation, cellular component: plasma membrane; dendrite. Gene Ontology annotation, biological process: chemical synaptic transmission; G protein-coupled receptor signaling pathway, coupled to cyclic nucleotide second messenger. Gene Ontology annotation, molecular function: neurotransmitter receptor activity; G protein-coupled serotonin receptor activity. The record is from RefSeq and is a predicted model, not a curated record.
AUGUGUGUAUUUGCAUAUAUGUUCCUCUGUCUAUUAUCCAUUACCACAAUAUGUGGAAACCUUCUUGUGACAAUCUCUGUUAUUUAUUUCAGACAGCUUCACAGCCCCACUAACUAUCUCAUCUUUUCUCUGGCUAUAGCUGACUUGCUUGUGGGAGUAUUAGUCUUUCCUUUGAGCAUGAUAUUUACUGUUACCUCGUGUCUUUAUCAUCAACAUGUAUUUUGUAAAAUUAGAGACUGCUUAGAUGUAACUCUUUGCACAUCUUCUAUUCUGAAUUUAUGUUGUAUUUCCAUCGACAGGUAUUAUGCAGUGUGUGAGCCUUUGACAUAUAGAACUAAAAUAAGUGUUCAUGUUACUAUGCUCAUGAUUGCAAUGAGCUGGUUUAUUUCUGCCCUGAUUGGAAUUUGUAUUAUAAUUGCAGGAUUCAGCCAAGGAACAUGUGAGGAAAUGUGUUCCAUUAAAAUUUUAAUAGCAAACACUAUGGGGCCUGUUUUAUCGUUUUACCUUCCAGCCUUCAUAAUGCUCUGUAUCUACCUGAAGAUAUUUAUUGUUGCUCAGAAACAAGUGAAUAGCAUCCAGAGUGUGACCUGCCAAAGUAAAAGGUCUGGAGCAACUGUCAGUAAGAUGGAGAGAAAGGCAACUAUAACUCUGGCUAUUGUUAUGGGAGUUUUUCUCCUAUGUUUAACUCCUUACUUUCUUUGUGUCAUAUUUCAGCCUUUGUCUCGUAAUCCCCCUCCAGUCCUUGUGAUUGAAACACUUAAUUGGCUCACAUUGUCAAAUUCAAUGCUGAAUCCUUUUAUAUAUGCUUUCUUUUACAGUUGGUUCAGAUCAGCUUUCAAAAUGAUAAUUUCUGGAAAAAUAUUUCAAGGAGAUUGUGCUAACUCAAAAUUGUAA